GCCUGCCUGGCUUGUUGACUUGAAGUGAUGAUGUCUUCGCAAGAUUGCAGGAGUGCCGCGUUUCUUUUACAUGUUUAAGAAUAGGGAAUAGUGUUUUUAAGUUGCCCUGAUUGUGGUUUCACAAUUUAAUCAAGGAUUGUGUUCGUCUUAAUAUACAAUGUUACUUGUUCUAAUUUUGGCACUUCUCGCAUUGGGACAUGCCUAUGACAAAGCAUCUUUCUAUGGAGCUAGUCAUGUGGCCUACCCCCUGCAAGAAGCUAAAGGUGUGACUGACAUAAGUUUCAGAUUCCGAACUCAUCUUUCUGAUGCUUUACUCUUACUUGCCGCUGGUAAAACUGAUUACUGUAUGAUCCGUUUGGAGGGUGGAAGAUUAAAACUGCACAUAAACCUUGGUGCUGGUGAGAGUGAACUGUCUUCACCAAAAGGUACAUACCUCAAUGACACGCAGUGGCACCAUGUCAACAUUGUUAGAAGAGAGGCCAAUCUUACCAUGAAGGUUGAUGAUAAUGUAGUUAAGAAAAAACUACCAGGCAGAUUCUUUGAGUUAAACAUUCACUUUGGCAUUUUUUUGGGUGGACAAGGUGACUUUUCUGAACUUUUUCUUGGACAUAUGGAAAAUUUCCGAGGAUGUAUGGAAGAUGUUUAUUACAAUGGUGUCAAAAUUAUCGAAAAGGCGCGAAGUCGCAGUGGAUCUGUUCACGUGGAAGGUGUUACGUGGAAUUGUGCGCCCGAGUUCGACGCCGAUCUCACAUCGGACAUCAGUUUUGUUGAUGAAGGAGCUUAUUUGAUUCUGCCUAAAAUAAACUCUAGAGCUGGCGGAAGAUGGCAAAUAGAGUUUAAAACAAUAACACAAAAUUCAAUAAUUGUAUACAACCCUGGAGGAGGCCGAGGAUCUGAUUUCUUGGCUGUGGAGAUCUUAGAAGGGGUGAUACGUGUCAAAAUGGCGCGUGGACAAAUAGUGCACACUGUAAGGGUUAACGAUGGACAGUGGCACAAGAUGCACCUUUUGUUUAACCCAUCCUUGAUUGAGCUCUCGGUGGAUAACAUAGCCAUGAGCACCAGGAUUGAAAGUGGAGGUACUAGAUACCUCGAUCUAUCAGAUUCGUUCUACCUUGGUGGGAUAGAGACAGAGAAGCGACAGCGAGCCUUCGCUAAAGGAAUUAAAGCUGCUGACUCCAGUAUAAUGGGUUGUAUAAAACCAAUAGAGGUGGAUGACAAAAUGUAUGGUCUGCCAAACGCAGUGGUGACAUACGGCGUGAGCCCGAAAUGCGUGUGGUGGUAUCCAUGCCACGCGAACCCCAGUAAUCCCCCUUGUGUGCCGCAAGCUGUAUGUGAACAACAUGGCGUGGAUCACUUUACUUGCAAAUGCGAUUCUGAACUUUGCAUCAACCCUGAUUACGCGGAGAAAUAUAAAGUAUUUUCCAAAUCUAGCAGCGAAUUAGAACUAGUAGCGCUUUAUCCUUUGACCGUCCAAGAAGGCGGCGUGGCUGUAAUCACAACCCAGAACAUCGACGUUGUAUUAGACCACCAUAAAUACGGCGUUCGCCCUUCGGGGGUGCUACUUCACGUCGCCCAGUCUCCCGAACACGGUCGAAUUGCGAUUGAUUUGUCACUGCAACGAAAUUCGCCACAAUACACGAGCUACAUGGAAGGAGAAAAAUCUAAACAGACAUUUACACUUAUGGAUUUAUCGAGAGACAAGGUUCGUUAUGUCCAUGACGGUUCAGAGAAUCAUCAAGACGCAAUAGUUCUCGACAUGGAACUUAUUCCAGAGGCUAAAUUCACACUACCGAGCUAUCUGCAAGGGAGAAACACGUUCGUUCUCCAUGUCAACGUCACGCCGGUCAAUGACCCACCCGUCCUCAAUUUGCUGCCUGGCAAAGUGCUAAGGUUGACACAGGGUACUCGAAAGGUUAUAACUUCGGAUAUACUCAAAGCUGAAGAUCCUGAUACGCUUCCAGAAGAUCUCUUGUACACUGUACUUCAUGGAAGGAAUGAGGCGAACAGUGGUCACAUUGAAAUUUCCGGCCAGCCUGUGGACUCCUUCACCCAGCAAGAUGUAGACAGUGGAAUCAUAUCCUAUGUCCAUGGAGCUACUGGAGAUAAGCAGUUGAACAAAACUUCGAUAAGACUGACCUUGCAGGUAUCUGAUGGGAUAGAAACAAGUGGUCCCGGAGUGUUGAGGAUAUCAGUAGUACCACUUCAAGUACGUUUGGUUAAUAACACCGGACUGCAACUCGUGCACAACUCGUAUGCUAUUAUUACUGCUGACAAUCUCACCUUUACCACUAAUGCAGACGAAACGAAUGUGCAAGUCAAGUAUGACAUAGUGAAGCCCCCGCAAUUCGGUGUCGUAGAACGGCUGCGCGUGCUCGAUGGGACUUGGCAAACAGUGGAUUCAUUUACAAACGAAAUGGUAAAUUUCGGUAAAGUUCGAUACAUGCAUCUUCUAGGUAGUCCAUCCCACGACGAAUUCAAGUUCAAAGCCUCUGUUGGAACAAUACGAACCAACACACUUUAUGAUUUUCGACUGACCUUCAUCAAACUCGAACUCUAUCAAGCAGUCAACGAAGAACUGGUACUAAACAACUCGCGAGAAGCUUUCAUAUCUUCACAACAUUUGAAAUUUAAAACGAGACCACUAGAUUUACCAAGUGAUAGAAUUUUUUAUGCCAUUAUAAGGCCUCCCAAGUAUGGUAUACUGCAUCUUUCGUCAGGAAAACAUCACCUACAAACGCACAGUACUUUCACUCAGCAACAUAUUGAUACCGACCAGCUCUGGUACAGGUUACAUAGACGUGCGUAUUCCCAUAUACAAGAUGAGUUUUCAUUUGUCGUUGGUGCGACAGAAUGCGAGAAUUUUACAGGAGUAAUGACCAUAAGACAUACACCUGGAUCGCUUAGUACUGAUUACAGCGCGGGCCGCGUCCAUACCACCUUAGAAAGACUGCAGGUCAUGGAAGGUUCCAGAAUGGCUAUUCCUGCCACACACCUCAAUUUCAAAACUGACGCCGUUACCAAUCUUGUUUUCAACAUAACUCACUUGCCCAAGCACGGUAAAAUUGAAGUGAUAAAUGAUAAUUUGAAAAUUGUAAGAGAUAAUACGACGUACUUUACGCUACAAGAACUGAACUCUGACAAAGUGUACUAUGCUCACGAUGAUUCUGAAAGUAGACAUGAUUCUUUCCAUUUCAUGGCUUUGAGUCCAGAACCGGAGGAUUUCCAAUACGUAGGCGUCUUCCAUAUCGAUAUUAUUCUCAAGAAUGAUAACAGUCCUAUGCGAGUGAACGACAACGUGUUCCACAUUGUACAUGGAGGCGCAAGACUCAUUACACCUCGAGAUCUAAGCUACAUAGAUGCUGAUUUGGAUACAAAACCAUCAGAUAUCGUCUAUACAGUACAAAGAUAUACUAAAGAUCCCCCGAACGGAGGUAUAUUUAGAGCUGAUAAUCCUUCAGAACAAAUAGCGCAAUUCACUCAAGACGAUGUAAAUAAGAAUCUCGUGCUAUUCAAACAUCAAGGUAAAGAGUAUGGGAAGAUUGCAUUUUGGAUAUCUGAUGGUCUUUUUGAUGUGAAUGGAAAUUUGGAGAUACAAGCCUCGCCGCCGUUCAUUAGGAUGUACCCUACGAAUGGUUCUAUUGUCGAGAAUGGGAAAGCAGUUGUUAUUACGUCUAACGACUUACAGGUGGAUACAAACAUGAAUUGCCUUGAAGAAGACUUUCGAUACGAUAUAAUCCAGGAGCCUAAACACGGCUCUAUUGAAGUAGGAGAAGGGCAGGGCGCCUAUUCUUUCACCCAGCUCGACGUCGCAGCGGGACGUGUAGCAUAUAGACACCGAGAGCCUAAAACACCUACUGACCAGUUCCGGUUCAAAGUAAUGUGCCUCGACACAUGGGGCGAAGGAAUGUAUCCGAUAAAAAUAUUUCCGUCCUGUUAUUGGGAACCACUCAGGGUAACAGUUAGCAAACCGCUUAUCGUCGAAGAAUCUACUAGUGUCAACGUUACGAGAGAUGUGCUCGAGGUUAUGCAUCCGCAAAUCGAACCAUCAAACAUAGUGUAUCAAGUAACAGAAGGUCCCUACCAUGGAUGGUUAGAAAUCACUUCUACGCCAGGCACUAUAGAUAUCGAAAAUUACGACGAGCCGGUGCAGACCAAAGUUUUCGACCAGUCAAUAAUUAAUGUCAACCGCCUAGUCUACGUACAAUCAGGCGUAAAUCGCACCAGGGACAGGAUUAAAAUGGACGUUACCAACGGAAUAGUGUGGCUCAGAGAUGUUGAAUUAACCAUAAUCAUUAUCCCAGAACAUUUUUAUGUCGUUGCAUCGAACCUUACUGUCGUUGAGGGAGAACCGAUUAGUAUAAAACCAGAUUUAUUCCGUACUGUCACAGAGUACUACAGAGGCAAAGUCGUCAUGUACAAAGUCGUUGAGAAGCCUAAGUUCGGUAAGAUUGUCAUGGCUGAUCAAGAACUCAACGUAUUGCCUGUUUUGAAGUUAAAUUCUGGAAAUAUACAGUACGUUAACGACGGCUCGGAAGAAUCAUCAGACUUUUUCAAAGUAAUUGCUAUAACGGAAAGCAGCAAGGAGAGCGAACCGUUCCAAGUUCGAAUCAAUAUCGUGCCUGUAAACGAUGAGACACCGAUAGUCGCUGCGAAUACCGGUCUCUGCGUGUGGGAGGGCGGCACGUUCACCUUUACCAGGAACGAACUUUAUGUGAACGACAUUGACACUCCUCUAGAAAACGUGACAAUUCAAGUGGUGGACAUCGUGUCUGGAUACAUAGCUAUGAAGGGCGACCUUGAGACCCCUGUAAAUCACUUUUCACAAGCGGAUAUUGACAAUGGCAAAGUCAUUUUUGUACACAUGAAUGGCACUAAAGGAAAAAUGAUUUUCAACGUAACAGACGGCUUACACGAGCUGUCUAAAAUUACAUUCCUCAUAUCUACAAAAUCGGUGUCGCUAAAACUCAUUCGAAAGCAAAAUCUCCGCGUGUUUCCACUGAUGAGAGAACCGUUAAAUAAUUACCUUUUAAUGUCUAAGUGUUCCGAUCACACUAGAACGAUUGUCUAUAAAGUUGAUCGAGCUCCUACUCUAGGGAGAUUGAUUAUGAUGGCAGGAGAUACACACCAUCGUACUGUGAAACAGUUUACUCAACAAGAUGUAAACAAUUCUCUUGUGUACUACGAGCACACUCACCCGUUCUCGGAUCUGUACACAAAUGAUUCCUUUAUCUUCACUAUUGAAGCGGCGUUAGCUAAACCUAUAAAUGAUCAAAUAUUUAACAUUGAUAUUUCUGUGUCUUCUGGUGGUCUUGCUAAAUUCAUUCAUAUUCCUCAAAUAAAAGUUGAAGAAGGUAAUAAAAUUCCAAUUAAAGUGAACGUGACAAAUGUUAUUGCAUAUUUGGAAACACAAGCAGGGUUAAGACAACCUCUGAUUGAAGCCCAGUGGUCUCAGCCAAUGCAUGGCGAACUCAAACCUUACAUGACGUCAUUGACUCAAGCGCAACUCGAAGGUGGAGUAGUGAACUACGAACACGAUGGUUCAGACACUGUACAAGACAAAAUUGACAUGGCACUUUAUCUUUUACCAGAUUACGUAGUGCUUUGUAAUGUUACCAUACCUAUUAAUAUUAUAGCGGUCAAUGAUCAACCGUUCAGACUAUUAACUGAGACACCCAUGAUACAAGUGGUACAAGGAGAAAACUACACUUUGACUCGUAACGAUUUGCUCACAGAGGACGCCGAUACUAAACCUUCGGGGAUUCAAUAUGAUAUAAUCAGUGGCCCCACACAGGGUAGAAUAAUAAUGCUGGAUAAAAAUCAAUCAAUUGACGAAGCACAGUCCAUUAGCAAAUUCACACAAGAAGACAUUAACAAUGGCAAAAUUAUAUACGAGCACUCUGGAAUGUUGCAAACAGCUUCUUUUUAUUUCAGAGUGUGGGAUGGACAGUUCAAACCUACUUACACUGUAUUCUCUAUAGACGUUAUACCUGUUGCAUUGAAUGCUACAUCUUUACGGCCAUUGUACUUGCAGCAAGGCCAUAACAUUGCUACUCUUACCACAGAACAGAUAUAUGUAGAAACCAAUGCCAAGAAAUCCAAUGUCUGGUAUAAUAUAACGCGACAACCCCAAUAUGGUGUAAUAUAUGUCGGAAGACAAUCCGUUAGUAAUUUCUCUCACAAAGAUUUGCUAGACAGACUUGUAAGGUAUAUGCAAAACGAUAUGUCAACAGCUAACGAUAGCUUCGAACUCAUAGCCUACGUUCAUAAUAGUAACUCUACCCAACCAUUUAAUUUAGAUGUAAUUGUUCAACCAUUGAUGUCCUUAAAUGAUUUAGGAGUUGAAAGUGGCAAAGUAAAGAUAACCUUAAACGUUAUGGACGCGUCUAGCCUAGCAACGUUAACGGCCAGUGAUCCUCUUUUUAAUAUAAUACGUAAACCAAGACACGGUAUUAUAAAGAAAAUCAUCAGAAGUUCUGGUGGAAAAACUAGUGCAAGAGAGCGAGAAAUAACAUACUUCACACACGAGGAUAUAAAAGCUGGAGUUAUUUACUAUGUUACGAAGAAAAAAAUCUCUGAAUUGAAUGGUGUCGAAGAUAGUUUCAAAUUUUUACUGUCUUCGACUAUGUUUCAACCUGCUGCGGGAGAAGUAAAGAUCUAUUUAGGAACCCGGCUGAAGAAGGAUCUGCCGGGGCCCAAUGAUCCCGAAAGUCACGAGGGGGUACCUGUGGCAAAUGGCGAAACAGCAUCAUACUACAUGAUGAUUCUAAUGGCUUUGUCCGGGACUAUCCUAGCCAUCGUGGUGAUAUUUGGGCUUUUGAAAUGCCGGCGGUACUUGUUGCGAGAUCAAAACGCGCUGGCUAAAAUACACGGGCAGACGCAGGGAGUCGCUCCGAUACCCCUGCCGCGACCGCCAGACCAUCUUAUGCCAUCGCCAGCGCAGGGCACGCCUCCCAUUAAGCGUUACGUGUCGUCGGAGCAGUCGGUCCACACUAGUGCAAGUACGCCGCUGCCGUCGGGCGGCAGUGUAGCGUGCAAAGUGACGCCGCUUUCCGACGCCGCGUUGCCGGACCUCAAUACGAGGUAUCCUUAUGGCACUGAGGACCAUACUGACGCGGAGGACUGGAGUAGCUACGAGGCGAGCGAGUCGGCGUAUCCCAUCCGAGCGGGCAGUGUCGCGCCAAACCCAAUGCUGCGCCGCAACCAGUACUGGGUCUGACCCGCGGACUCUGCAACAUUGCCGAGGGUGCUUAAGCGCGUAACCCUAACUGCGCGUGAAAGCAAGAGCGUGACUCUGAAACGAUGUCAUCACCAGCGGCGUGUCGACCUAGUUCCUACUCCAUUUCUCCUCAGUAAUUACCUCGUGUCGAACGAACACGAAAAUUGUGAGAUUACACUCUAAAUAAUUCUAAUUACGAUGUGUGACAUAACUUGCAUAGUAUUAGUAUACUUUGAAAGUUGCUGGAACAGCUACUUGUUUCUUCUAUUUAUAAGACCAAUAUGUGAUAUUCCUUAGCGGACGAUUUAUUGGUAUAAGAAUGAAACAAGAGCUCUGUUUUAGCGACUCGAUUAUAUUUAAUAGUUCAAAAUCUUAGGUGUGUGCGAUGUCCUAACUGCUAUGAAUUUUGUGACGCGAUGCGAUUAUUUAACAUCGCAUUCUUCGUAUGUUACACAGUACAUUUUCUUUUUAAUAAACAGAAGAUAUUCUAGUUGUCUCGUUAGGACAUGAGGUUAGGUUAUUUAACGCAUUAAUAUCAUUCUGCUAUACUAUAGUUAUUGACUUCAUCAUUACAGACGAGACAACCUCUGUAUUGAUGGACUUCAACACUGGCAUCUACACAGUAAUAUGUUCCAUUUAAUGAGCGUUAUAAAUAAUGGUAGGGCUACCAACACACCUUGCAGCGAUUCAUGUAUUUUAUCUAUUCGCCUAUUUGUAACUUGUUUCGGAAUUUCUCUAUGGUGCAAAACAAAGCCAAUGAUAGUGCCAAAGCUUGUUAUUCUUAACUAGUUUUUAUAAGGUUAUAUGAAUUUAAUUAUAUAUUUUACCCAUAUUAUUCAUUAUAGUUAAUCUGUUAACAUAAUUGCCAGUUAGUUUAUACCACAUUUAAUCAGACAUUUAAGGAACUGUAACUUUACGUACGUAUGUAUUGCAAAAAAUGUUUUAGAUUUUCUAUUUCUACGUACAAUCACGAACAAAAUACAAAUACAUACGUUCGUUUGUGUUGAUACUUGGAGUACCUGAACGCCAACUUUUUAUUUUAGGAAUGAGAAUGCUUAAAUAAGUCUCCUUUCUGUUUUUUUAAACAGUGAGGGCAUAAAAAUGAAAAGAAGUAUAGUUACGAGUUCCACACAUCCUUCUUUAUAAUAUUGAUAACUAUGUAUAAAAAUUUAGUCUCACCGUGUUGAGGCGCACUGUGUGUGGGGCCUCACAAGUUUUGUAUAAACUUGUGUGUACUGGUAAAAUGGAAUUAAAUUUUUUGCAAUGUAUUCGCAUGACGUCUGUAUAAAUGUUCUAGACAGCUUUAACUCAAGUUGAUAAAAUAAAUAUAUACUUUCUAGUUGACUACUUUACUGAUCAUUUGUUAUGGGAGUGGCAGAUUGAUCAUUUCAAUUUGGCAAAGAAUGCCGACAAAUAGCGUAAGUUUAAUUUUUAUGUACUUAACGUCACAGUUAUUGUUGAAGUAUUAUAGAGUAAUUGCACACGUCUGCAAGUUGUAUACAGGGUUAUUAUUAAAAAACUAACAACCUCUCAGGACCUUAGCACUAAUAUCUUGACAACAAUUUUUAUUCCGUGACUUUUUAGAAACGUAAUAUUUUUAUUAACGAUAAUAUUAUUGUCGUACUAUCUGACACUUCUUAGAUGUGUAUUUGGUACUAACGUAAUAAAUUCAGACGUGCAAUCGAUGUCCCCCACACUCGCUUCUGCGUUUUGCACAGAUUUAUAACCGUUUAGAGCGAUCUAUUUGAAUAUAUUUAUUUUUGUAUGAAAGUAAAAUCUGGUGAAUUAUUAAAAGUCACGGAGCAAAAGUUACUGUUUAUGAUGUUAGUAAUACAGAGAUUAUACCUGCGAGAUUGUUUGUCUUUUACAAAUAACCCCGUAUAUUGCUAAUUUGAUAUGGGAAAUAGUUCUAAGUUAUACUCCAAGCACGCGCUUCGAGUAUAACUUAGGUGUCAAUGGUUAAGACACCUUUAUAUCGGAGCAAGCUAAACAUUUGGGUAACAACAACAACUUUGGCUCAUGAGUACUAUAUACAAGUAAGAAAUUAAAUUCUUUGUACGUUGAACAAAGUUAUUCAUAAUUAACUUUAAAAUGAGCAAUUACGACGACCGAAUGUGUGAGUGCACAAUGUAGAGAAUAUGACCACUACGUCAGGCAAAUUUUGCAUUCGUGUGCCAUUUUCAAAGUAUUGUUGAGGCGGAUCUGGACGCGUCUCCACCGACUUGGUGAUGCCAAGUUCGACGAUGUACCCAUAAGUAUGUGUAAAAAAUACUAUUUAUUUUUAUGUUAAAUGUUAUUAAUCUGUUCACAUUACUAUGGUGACCAGUUGCUGCUACUGUAAACAGGUCAGAAAUUCUGUAAAAUAUUGCUCUGAUGUAAAUGCGCCUUUAGAUAUUUAGACAAUUAUUUCAUCUGCUAAGACUGCACAAUUUCUUACAAAGAACAUAAUCUUCCACCAAAACACCACGCUAGAAUUAUUUUACAGCCAUAUGCGGACAACGGCACGUCGAUCUUUACAUAAAAGAUUAAAAUUUAAAUCUAUGCAGCUUAUUAGAACAUGGAGUCAACAGCACGUUUAGCACCUUGAAAGGUGUAAAACGUGCUGUUGACUGAACAUUCUAGUGUCCAGUUUAGACCGAUGAUAUAUUGUUUAUACCAAGUUUUCCUUGUUUUAAAGCGGAUUGAUAGUAUUUAUAAAAGAUGUUAAAAAUGGACACUUAAUAUUUCAUGGGGUGACUCUACCAAUGAUUCUGAAAAACUAUUCCCUAAGAAACCUACAACCAGUUCUAGACAAUUUGUUUUCUAUUCAUUGAAAAGACAAUCAACAGAUUCGAGUACUUUUAUGGAUAGUUGUAAGUUUUUUUAAGCAAGGUCUCUGAGAGUAUUUACUCCGUACCAUUUAAUAAAAUUUCUUAUAUACUCUUUUAACAUCUUUUUUAACACUGCAGGUUUACAAAAAUAAAUAGGGUCCACUUCGAUUAAAUGUCAAAAUGUAACUUGGACGGUAAAGCGUGUUAUGACAUAAGAAACUGGUGCCAUUUGUCUUGUUCGAAUUAAAAUAAUAGAAUAUCAUCUGGAUAGAUAUAACACGUUUAAAAGGUUUGUCAAGUACAUUAGUGCGUAUUGAAAUAAUAGAUGUAAAAUCAAAGUGUCCUAUUUUAUUUUGAAUAGUAUAUAAUUGUUAGGUUAAUGCUAAAUCAGUAUAGCUAAAUUUAUAACACAAAGAGCUGGCUAUAUAAUGUUUUAGUUUUGUAGAAUAUCCGGUAGUUGCAUACGGUGCAUCUUAAGUACAAUUACAUACAUAUAGAUGCUAAUGGCGUGUUUACACUGGGUCGACUCCCGUCUUCGGCAGACUACUUCAUAUUGAUUUGGUUAUUCCGACGAAGGUGGGAUUCGACUCGCUAUUUACAACGAGUCGACUGCUGCCUUUUCGAUAAACAAAGGCGGCGCAGUCGAAGUGCUGUUUACACGGAGUCGACUGUCACAUUCGUCGAUAUAACCAAGUCAACAUAAAUACUAAUUUUCGUACGAUAAAUCGAUCAAAACGUUCAACAAACUUAUCGUGUAGGUAUUCUCUGGCACUUAUCACGCACCACUAAUUUUCGUACGAUAAAUCGAUCAAAACGUUCAACAAACUGAUAUCUGUCCUUAUGAGAAUAAAGGAUCGUGUAGGUAUUCUCUGGCGCCUAUCACGCGCAUCGUGGUGGGAUGCGGCCGACUCGUUGGAGCUUGGUUAACAGUCGCUUGCCUAAGGCGACCGAGUUGCCUGUAAGUGGUUAGGUCGGUAGCGAAUUAGAGUCGUCAAAUGACUUGCUUAGUGGUUAAAUACGGCGGCUUUUAGCAGUGAUGCAAACAGUGGAACGCGCGUUUGCAUUGCAGUUGCUAUCGAUGCAAACGCGCGACUGCAUCGAUCGAUACAGUCGCUUUUGUUGAACAACGAAAAAUCUGUAUAGGCUUAUGCACAUUAUUUUGUUUUAUUCAUUGUAAAUUUAAAAGUGAAAUUAAUAAAUACAUUAAAUAAAUAAAUUAGUUAAUUAAUUAAAACUAGCAUCACGUUUGCAUCGUGUUUGUAUCGUUUGCAUCACGUUUGUAUCUUGUUUGCAUCGCUGCUUAAAGUCGCGCGCGUGUGUAAAGGUAGACGAAUAGCGACUGUAUCGCUGCUAAAAAUCGCCGUGUGUAACCGCUCUUAGUGUUUACAUUGAAUAGGUUGCCGUCUUCGGCGGGCACGCGAAGACUACCUGUCCACCCGGUGUAAAUGCUCCAUAAGAAAACGAAUGAGUGAGCAAUAGAGAUUAAAUAGAGAUAUGAAAAUGUGCCUACAAUAGUGUUACCUAUGUUAUAGAAUUUCCAUUGCUGGUUUUUAGAAAACAGUAAUACUUCAAUCCAGCGCUAUACUUCUCUGGCUAAAUUUUGAUAACAGUUUCAUAAACAACGGAUAUCAAAUAAUUUUGCAAUAUUUAGGGUAACCGUACUAAAUUAAAAAUAAUAUGUUAUGUUACUCUGUAAGAAUAGAAAAAUCUUAUAAUGUUAGUAACCUGAAUUGAUUAAUGCAAUUUUUAAGCGAAACUAAAAAUAACGCCAACUUCCUAUGUGCCAUUUUAAAAGUAAUAUUGUGGUUUUAUAUUAAAUUAAGUUGAGAAUUGU
Molecule: messenger RNA, 11860 nt
Organism: Hyposmocoma kahamanoa
Lineage: Eukaryota; Metazoa; Arthropoda; Insecta; Lepidoptera; Cosmopterigidae
Gene: kon
Product: chondroitin sulfate proteoglycan 4
Exons: 24
Coding region: 158-7216 (2352 amino acids)
Source: RefSeq, a predicted model, not a curated record